GUAAUUAAAUACGGGCCUUUCGCCACCCAAUCUCAUCUUCCAAAGCUCCGAAGCUCAAUAAAUCCUCCAAUCAAAACAAAUAUUUGAAGACGAUCGCUACCGCCACGCCCCGUUUCAUUUCUAUAAGCUGAAGCUCAAGAGUCAAAUCCUGCACUUUUUCCUUUUUUAAUCCCUUUUUCGCUACUCGCUAGGCACCAACAAAACUAGCUACAUUUUCAGCUGUCUCACACUCAAGUUUAACCGGACGGCUGUUUCUAUCCGGUGGUGAACUUAUGAAUACUAUUGAUUGACAAAUGUUUUGUGGAUAAAUCGUGCUAUUUCUGCUCAUGGGUUGUGUCUUGACAAAAAAUAGUAGACGAACCCCUGGUUAUGAGGAGUCUACUGUUCUUGCUGCUGAAACACCUUUCACUGUUAGGGAAGUGGAGGCCUUGUAUGAGCUGUUUAAGAAAUUAAGCAGCUCAAUAAUUGAUGAUGGGCUUAUUCACAAGGAGGAGUUGCAGCUUGCACUCUUCAGGAACAGGAAUAGGAGGAAUCUUUUUGCUGACAGGAUCUUUGAUCUGUUUGAUGUCAAGCGAAAUGGGGUCAUUGACUUUGAGGAAUUUAUUCGAUCAUUGGGUGUCUUUCAUCCAAAUGCACCUGUAGAGGACAAAAUUGCAUUUGCUUUCAAAUUGUAUGAUCUAAGGCAGACUGGUUUCAUUGAGUGGGAGGAGUUAAAGGAGAUGGUAUUGGCACUUCUACAUGAAUCAGAUCUCAUUCUUUCCGAUGAUGUCGUUGAAACUAUUGUGAAUAAGACUUUUAGUGAUGCUGAUACAAAAGGUGAUGGAAAGAUUGACUUAGAAGAAUGGAAAAAAUUCGUGUCAAAGAACCCUUCUCUGUUGAAGAAUAUGACUCUUCCAUAUUUGAAGGACAUAACCUUGACAUUUCCUAGUUUUGUGGAGAACUUAGAUUCCGCAUGAUUUCAUUUCUAUGGUUCACCGGAAGAGGUAGAAACAAGCUUAAAGAAAGUAAAGGUAAGUCUCUUGAAACACAACCGAGCUAAAACAUCAUCAGUGACUGUUCUAUUUUGCAAUCUUACAAGGUUUUUAUAUUGUUUUUCAAGUAUGAAUUAAUUGUAAAUAGGUUAUUAAGAUGCCAUUAGCCUUUGAAGAGGUAAAUUUUCAGUCCCACUCUUGUUCCUUACGUAAUAGAGGCAAUGUUUUAGUAUUGUAAAGUGUUUACUCGAGUUGCAUAAUUUGUUGGAUCCAUUUUUUUGUAAAAUCAAUGGAUAGAUUUGAUCCUUUUAGACUUGCAAA
This is a messenger RNA of Mangifera indica (mango), 1292 nucleotides long. Its product is annotated as calcineurin B-like protein 4. NCBI's taxonomy places the organism in Eukaryota, Viridiplantae, Streptophyta, Magnoliopsida, Sapindales, Anacardiaceae. The coding region runs from base 327 to 956 and encodes 209 amino acids. The transcript is spliced from 10 exons. Gene Ontology annotation, molecular function: kinase binding; calcium ion binding. Gene Ontology annotation, biological process: calcium-mediated signaling. The record is from RefSeq and is a predicted model, not a curated record.